UGCGAAGAUGUUUUGAGACAACGAAAUUUAAUCCGUUUCUUAAUUGUGUUUCCAAUUCAGAGUAAAUAUUUUCCGACUAUGGAGUUAGACUUGGAUUAUCACUCUCUUCAACUGUCCGAUUACCUGGCUGGAGUUCCUUUGUAUGGCGCAGUUCGCUUCUACGAGGAAAGAAGGUGAUUGAGUGUAAGGGAGACAGGGAAAGUACAUCAGCUGAUUGCCUAAUUCAUACUGGCUUGCUGGUCAACAAGCUGCUGGGUUUUGGUGGAGGCCUUGAGCUUGGUAUCCCUCCAGAUAUGCUGAGAUGGACCACAGAUCAUAUUCCUUGAGUGUGAGACUCAGCAUACACACACACACAGGCGUGGUAGACCAAUCAAGCUUUGUCACAAAUGCUGUCAUAAUACAUGGGCCAAAGAAAUUCGACGAGUUGAAAUUUCAUCAGCAUCCUGCAUGCCUAACUGUUUGAUCUAAGGAGGGGAAACAGAGAUGCACACAACUAACCUCUUACUACUGCAUUUUUGUGGUUCCACAAAUCACAAUCUAAUUGAAGUGCUAUUGCCAUUAGCCUCAUCCUUUCUACCCUGACGGUGCCCAUAGAAAACAUGUGGAUUGUAGAAAAUUUGUUCCCACCAGUAUUUUAUUUGGCCCUUCAUGUGUCAGGCUGAGGGGGUAACUUUGAAAGGGUAUUUAUGACAUCAUCUCCCUAAAAGUGAACCAACAGGUUUCCAGACAUAUAUCCAUAAUCUCCACCUGUUUUUGGUCUGCCAACAUAAACUCUAAGAUACCUUUCCUCAUUGAAUAUGCAAAGAGCAAAAGAUUAUUGAACUGUUGUUCUAUGUAGCUUUUUCCUUGUUGACUUGGGUCAUGUGGUCAGAGAAAAUAUUGGGGCUUUACAUCUUUAUGUAGUAUAAAUUAGUUGAUUGUUAGUUAUAGUAAAGAAAAUUAAUAUAUUCAAAUAGGGUAUAAUUAAUGGAUGAAUUCAGACGUACUAUCAGUAACAUUAGUAUGAUACAGAUGAUUAUGUUUAGGAUUGUACUAUUCACAUUUGUCAUGGGGUUUAUGUUUGUUUCAGCAGAAUCAAACAAAACUACAUCUUCAUCUGGAUAUAAUUCGUACUACGAACAGGUUGAGUCGUUUGAUCAUUACCUUCUAAAUGUAAGAAGUUUAUCACGUGAAUCAGAACAAUCAGGACCAAAGUAUCAACAUCACUGGCCGGAUAUAAGAUUUGGAUGGAGAAUCAUAGUUGGUUCAGUUGUAGGAUUCUUUGGAGCAGCAUGCGGCAGCGUAGGAGGAGUUGGAGGAGGUGGAAUUUACGUUCCCAUGCUUACCAUCAUCAUUGGAUUUGAUGCCAAAUCUGCAGUCCCAAUAUCUAAAUGCAUGAUAACAGGAGCAGCUUUGUCAACAGUGUAUUACAACCUUAAAAGAAGACAUCCAACUCUUGAUAUGCCAGUCAUCGACUACCACUUAACACUUCUCAUGCAACCUAUUCUCAUGCUUGGUAUAAGUGUUGGCGUCAUUCUCAGUGAAAUCUUUGCUGAUUGGAUGGUCACGAUUCUCCUUAUCAUUCUCUUCUUAGCUAUAUCAAUGUUGUCAUUCCUCAAAGGUGUAGAAACGUGGAAGAAAGAAACCAAAUUCAAGAAAGAGGAGGUUAAAAGAUGCUUGGAGUCAAAUGGUAAUGGAAAUGAAGACAAUCAUCAACAAAGUGAUCAACCAAGAAAUAGCACUCAGUCAGAAAUGAAAACCAUGGUUCCAGUUCUUCAGAAUGUCUACUGGAAGGAACUUGGACUACUUGUUUUUGUCUGGGUUGCAUUCCUUAUACUGCAGAUUUUUAAGAAUAGGAGGGAAACAUGUUCAACAUUAUACUGGGUUUUGUCCGCAUUGCAGAUCCCUGUUUCCGUGGGAGUGACACUGUAUGAGGCAGUUGGAUUAUACAGAGGAACCAAAGUGAUUGCAUCUUUAGGAACAGAUAGGGACACGAAAUGGAGGGUCUACCAGCUACUUUUGUAUGCUUUUGUUGGUUUAUUUGCGGGCACAGUUGGUGGUUUGCUCGGUCUUGGCGGUGGCUUCAUAAUGGGUCCUUUGUUUUUGCAGCUUGGAGUUCCUCCACAGGUUUCGACUGUAACAGCCACUUUUGCCAUGAUAUUCUCCUCGUCUGUGUCGGUUGUUGAAUAUUAUCUUCUCAAGCGUUUUCCAGUCCCCUAUGCUCUUUGUCUAUUCGCAGUAGCAACUCUUGCUGCACUAGUAGGACAACAUGUAGUGAGAAAGAUCAUAUCGGUAUUGGGAAGAGCUUCUAUCAUUAUCUUCAUUCUAGUCUUCACAAUCUUUACCAGUGCCAUCUUUCUAGGUGGAAUUGGAAUUGUAAAGAUGACUAGAAAUGUCAAGCAUCACGAUUACAUGGGUUUUGAGAAACUGUGCAGAUGACCAUCAUUCUAUCUCGCUUUUGUUGUAAUUGUUGCGCAAGAAAGUCCUUAUAUUUGGUCCAGUUAAUCUUUUGUACCAAAAUACAACACUUAUUCAAUUAGCAUUGAAGCCCUGGCAGUAUCACUUUAAUGUUUUUU
Messenger RNA from Papaver somniferum (opium poppy), 2555 nucleotides. Its product is annotated as sulfite exporter TauE/SafE family protein 3-like. Gene Ontology annotation, cellular component: Cul4A-RING E3 ubiquitin ligase complex; membrane. Bases 967 to 2418 code for a protein of 483 amino acids. Gene Ontology annotation, biological process: protein ubiquitination. NCBI's taxonomy places the organism in Eukaryota, Viridiplantae, Streptophyta, Magnoliopsida, Ranunculales, Papaveraceae. The record is from RefSeq and is a predicted model, not a curated record. The transcript is spliced from 14 exons.